Messenger RNA from Aegilops tauschii subsp. strangulata, 1557 nucleotides. RefSeq lists its product as uncharacterized. NCBI's taxonomy places the organism in Eukaryota, Viridiplantae, Streptophyta, Magnoliopsida, Poales, Poaceae. Gene Ontology annotation, molecular function: zinc ion binding; nucleic acid binding. The record is from RefSeq and is a predicted model, not a curated record.
CGGAAAAUACGACAUUAAUUAACCUUGUGAGGAUUGAGGAAAUAGCAGGCCGACCCGACCAGACCUCCCGACGCAACACCUUCCGCCUCCUUGAGUCGCCGUCCCCUUUAGCUUGACCCGCUCCGGCGAGACGGUUCCGACCGGCGGCGAGGCGUACAGGGAGGUGGAUUCCGGCGGCCGGAAACGACCCGCUCCAGAAAGGGCAGCACCCGGGGUCGAGCUUUGGACCUUACGAGCUCGCAUUCUGAGUAUGCGAAAGACCGGUGGUUUUAAAUGCUGGAAAUCAUAUCACUUCCGUUUAUAAGUGCACAAAUAUGUUAGGGAAUUCUUUGCUAGCCGAGAAAGAAUUGGCGCUUGCAAGUAUAUGUGGUUUGUUCUCAUCAAGCAUGCAAAAGUCUCAUACACCGUCCUGUCCUACUAUCACAUAUGAAGAAGCUCUUAGAAGGGAACUGGAAUAUCGGCGAAGGUUGGAACGUACUCAUCCACAUCUGUUGAUUGCUCUUAAUGAAGCUCCUGCGCUAUCCAGAGAGACCUGUACAGAUUCAACACCUGAUGUGUUGAAGAGAAAGUUAACUCCUGAGAGUAAUAUGCCUUCACCGCAGUCAAGCUUUAAUUUCACCGCUGCAAGAAGCCAGCCAGCAAAUUGGUACCCCCCAAAGAAAAAAGUAAUAGUUCGACAGCCUGCAUCACAGGCUAUGCAGGCUGUUCAAAUACCCAGAACAAAUUCUGUACCUUCCUUUUGGUGCAAAAUAUGCAAGGUGGAUUGUGUCACCGAAUUCAAUUUCGGCGCCCAUAUUGGAGGGAAAAAGCACAAACUCAAGAAGCAACUGAUUCUUGGUAAUAUGAACACUGGAAGACCUGCCACUGGCAGUCAGUUUCCAGGUAACACAAACCGUGGACCCAGUGAGAAUGCAUUUUCUGGAAGCAGAAAUGAUUUACCGAAUGUGGGUAGCAGCAGUGUUGGACCAAGCAGCAGCGUGUCCUCUGGAAGCAGACCUAGUGAAGCAAACCCUGAAGCAUUAAACUAGGUAAUCAGCCUUGUUAGGUACUGUGGAAGGCAGGCUCCAAGCAGUUCUCAAGGUCAUGGAAGCUGUGCAAGAGUUUGCAGUUAACAUCAAAGAACUAGGCUGUAGGCUGUCCUCGAAUGAUCACAGUUGACUUUGAUGAGCUCUCUCAUUGAGCUGGUGCAUGAGAAGACAUAUUGGGCAAUUGCACAGGUUGAGAUGGCCAAGGAGUAUGUGUCUCUCAUCUUAUCAAAGACUCGGCGACGUUUACAAGGUUCCGCAAGAAUUAAAGCAUCAUGAUACAGAGCUUUCUUCACAAACACCAUGUUAUAUGCUUGUAACUGUUACAUACUCAAAUGAUUGAUUGAUUAGAUCUUGAGUUUGAUGUUGUCGAUGAAUUUCAUGUGCUGGAAAGGAUGGAUCUUGUUCUCAUAUGUGAGGACAAUCUUCUGUUAUCCAUUUCUGUGCAAUUGUUAUCCCUGUAUCUGAAUGCAGGGGAUUUCAGUGGUCCUAUAUGGCUUUUAUUCUGAAAUAAAAACCUGGGGGUUCCUUA